AUAUUUUUUAAAUUAAAAUAAAAUUCAAAUAAAAUAAUAUGUAUACAGAGUAUAAAUUACAUAGUGUCAGUACAAAUAGAUAUUUUGUUAGCAAUGGCAUUCACUUGCUUUACUAAAACAAUACGUAUGAAAGUUCUCUUAAGUAUUAGUUUCAGGAUUUUUCUACUUUCUUUAGCAGAAACAUCAGCUGUUCAUGACUUUUUCCAAAAUAAUUUAUUUUACAACUAUUAUGGAAAACUAGAUGGAAAUCUUCGGAAAGGAGAUGCUGGAAAGCCUCUUAUAUUAACAGAUUUAAUAAAAACCGGACGACUGCAUGAGGCUCAAAACAGAGCACGUGUUACUGGUUUGAAUACAGAUGUUGUAAGCUAUGCUGGAUACCUAACUGUAGAUGAAAUAUACAAAAGUAACCUUUUCUUUUGGUUUUUCCCUUCAGAAGGUAAUUAUAAAGUUGAUCCAGUUCUUUUAUGGCUACAAGGUGGACCAGGGAGUUCUUCUUUGUUUGGACUUUUCACGGAAAAUGGACCCUUUUAUGUAACAGAAGCUGGAGAACUCUCAAAAAGAAAUACCUCUUGGACAAUGCAACACUCAGUGCUUUAUAUCGAUCAACCAGCUGGAACCGGAUUCAGUUUUACUGACGGUGGUUAUGCUCAAAAUCAAACAAAAGUUGCGUCGGAUUUAUAUGAAGCUCUAUACCAAUUCUUUACAUUAUUUUAUGAAUUCCAAGAUAGAGAAUUCUUUAUUGCAGGAGAAUCCUAUGCAGGGAAAUAUAUUCCUGCUAUAGGUUACGAAAUUCACCACAGAAACCCUGCUGCCAAGCUAAAGAUUAACCUCAAGGGAUUGGCUAUUGGUAAUGGUUACACUGAUCCAAUUAAUCAAUUUCGAUUCUCAGACUAUGUAUAUCAACAUGGACUAAUCGACUUAAAUGUGAAGAAUUUGCUGCAGGAUCUUGAAGAUGAAGGGAUAAAUGCCAUUCAAUCAAAAAAUUAUUCCUAUGCGUAUCAUAUUCAGGGGCUGAUAUGGGGUACCAUUAUAGGUGAAAGUUCGAUAAAUUGGUACAAUUAUAUAGAUGAUAAAACAUUUCACGAAGCCGCUGAAAAUACACCACUUGAUAAGUUUUUAAGAAAGCAAGAAGUAAGAAGGGCAAUUCAUGUUGGCAAUACCAAGUUUGAUGACACUAAGGUUUCUGAAAAUCUCUUAAUUGACAUGAUACAAUCAGAAGCACAAAAAGUAUCAGAGCUAUUAAGUUAUUAUAGGGUCCUAAUCUACAACGGACAAUUAGAUAUUAUGGUACCGUAUCCGUUGACAGUGAAUUAUUUACAAAAACUAAAAUUUAGUGGAUCUGAUAUCUAUAAGAAAGCAAAAAGAAGACAGUGGCGCGAUGACAACAAUAAAGACGUUGUUGCUGGAUAUGUUAAAACAGCUGGAAACUUAACGGAAAUUAUGGUGAGAAAUGCAGGUCAUAUGGUUCCAACGGAUCAACCGGAAUGGGCAUUACAGCUAAUUAACAAAUUUACAAGAAAUAAACGAUUUGAUUAAUAUAACCUAAAAUUGUACAAUUGUUUUGGGCAAUAAAUAUUUUAUUCCUGUGCAUUAAUAGAAA
Molecule: messenger RNA, 1600 nt
Organism: Diabrotica virgifera virgifera (western corn rootworm)
Lineage: Eukaryota; Metazoa; Arthropoda; Insecta; Coleoptera; Chrysomelidae
Product: venom serine carboxypeptidase
Exons: 3
Coding region: 94-1536 (480 amino acids)
Biological process (GO): proteolysis
Molecular function (GO): serine-type carboxypeptidase activity
Source: RefSeq, a predicted model, not a curated record